Molecule: messenger RNA, 906 nt
Organism: Linderina pennispora
Lineage: Eukaryota; Fungi; Kickxellomycota; Kickxellomycetes; Kickxellales; Kickxellaceae
Exons: 1
Coding region: 40-861 (273 amino acids)
Source: RefSeq, a predicted model, not a curated record
CCACAACACCCCUUUUCCUGUCUGCCUUUUUACCACACAAUGUCCGCUACUAAGCGAAUAUCCCUGUCGCUCUGCUGCAGUCUGCUCUUCAUAUUCCUUGUAUGCGCAGCAGCACCCGACUUGGACAUCAUGGCCCAGAGUGCCCAGCGGCAGGGUGAGCAUAGGCAGAAUUCACAAGCGCAUGAGCUAGCGCCUGCCCUGCUCCAAACAAGAGUCGUCACAGUCACCCAGAUUGUGUCUGUCAAUCCACAACCAACUGCAACCGCCAGAGCCACCGAUGAUAGCGACAACAAGCAGCCAGAAUCAGCAAACAACAGCAGUCGGUCCUGGGUAGCAUUCGUAAUCCUUCCCUUAUCCAUCUGCCGCGCGCUCGCCACCACCUCUUUCAGCUACUUCAUGCGGCCUGUCUGGGGUGUAGCGUUUUGGUCAGUGCGUGUACUCGUAUAUCGUCCCGCUGUCUUCAUAUACCUGCUAUGUCUGGAGAAGCCGCUGAAGGCACUGAUCUCAAUAUUCCUGUGGAUUUUACCGACAGUGGCGUUCAUGAUGGCCACGGCGAUAGUGGGAACGCUGAUUGGCGGCACCACAGGCUGGGUCAGCGGCAUGCUUACCGGCGCACUGCAAUCGGUGGUAUCUGGAAACAAGCAUGAUAGAAAGACUGCCGACGACAAGCCACGGAUCGAUUACUCAAGGGGACCAAGAGCAGCUGUAUCGGUGCGCAGCGCCUCGGAGCCAUCACAGGUACAAAUUGCUUCUGGUCUAAGGCCAUUAAAACCUGUGCAUUCGAGGUCCCGCAGGUACGCAGACACCAGGUCGAGCAAAGAAGAGUGGUCGCGUCGGCGCCAAAGCACGAUGGCCAAAUAAGCAGUGACUGCAUCUAUGAUUUGUAACAAGAUAUAUUGAAUCGCC